Molecule: messenger RNA, 4047 nt
Organism: Musca domestica (house fly)
Lineage: Eukaryota; Metazoa; Arthropoda; Insecta; Diptera; Muscidae
Gene: Tudor-SN
Product: staphylococcal nuclease domain-containing protein 1
Exons: 5
Coding region: 343-3117 (924 amino acids)
Biological process (GO): regulatory ncRNA-mediated gene silencing; mRNA catabolic process
Cellular component (GO): nucleus; RISC complex; cytosol
Molecular function (GO): nuclease activity; RNA binding
Source: RefSeq, a predicted model, not a curated record
UCUCACUCUCCUUUUAUGUUCAACCCCACAGACAUCAGCUUUUGUAUUGUUCAACGAAACGUCACAUACGUUUUCCACGAAUGUCGAUGUCGUGUCUGCGUCAAACCGAAAUUAAACUUCUUGUCGGGCGGAACACAAAGUUUGACUGUUUUUUGAAAGAAAGACACUCCGAGGUCUAGUGUUUAUUUGUUUGCUCAAAGCAAUAAAUAACACAAAACAAAUUCCAUAUCGCAAGGAAAACAGUGUUUCUGACACAAGAAAAGUGAAGUGCACCCCGCCUCUUGUCAUCUAAUUCACCAGAUAUUCAUUGUCACCUACUUCAACAGAAAAGAAAAAAAGAAAAUGAGUACAACAAAUACAGCAGCUGCUCCAGCCACAGUAACCACUGCUCCUGCAUUGAAACUGAAGGGUGUUGUUAAACAGGUUCUUUCCGGCGAUACAGUUGUUAUCCGUGCCAGCAAAGGCGCCCCACCACCAGAGAAACAAAUCACUUUCUCUUAUGUUCUUGCUCCCAAGCUAGCCCGCCGUCCCGGUGCCGGUGGUGAUGAGACCAAGGAUGAACCUUGGGCUUGGGAUUCCCGCGAAUUUUUGCGCCAAAAAUUGAUUGGCAAAGAGGUUAUGUUCUCCUUCGAAAAGCCACCAAACUCGAAUCGUGAAUAUGGUUUUGUGUGGUUGGGCGAUGAGAGUGGUGAAAAUGUUGUCCAAACAAUGGUUAAGGAAGGUCUUGUGACUGUCCGCCGCGAUAGUCGCCCACCAGAGCCCCAAAAGCAAGAAGAUCUACAAAAAUUGAUCGAAUUGGAAGAUCAAGCCAAACAUGCUGGUCGUGGAAAAUGGUCACCAAAUGCUAAUCCCAACGAUCAUGUCCGCCAAAUCAAAUGGACUCAGGACAAUCCUUCCCAAAUUGUUGAGCUGUUCGGCGGCAAACCCGUGAAGGCCAUUAUUGAGCAUGUACGUGAUGGUUCGACUGUGCGUGCCUUCUUGUUGCCUGAUUUCUAUUACAUUACCUUGAUGAUUUCGGGUAUCCGUUGUCCCGGUGUUAAAUUGGACGCUGAGGGUAAACCUGAUUUGAAAAUUAAGGUUCCUUAUGUCGAUGAAGCCCGUUUCUUUGUUGAAACCAGAUUGUUGCAACGCGAAGUACAGAUUCUCUUGGAAUCCGUAAACAAUGCCAACUUCAUUGGUACCAUCCUGCAUCCUAAGGGCAACAUUGCUGAAUCUUUGCUGCGUGAAGGUUUGGCCAAGUGUGUUGACUGGUCAAUGGCCCUAAUGAAAGGAGGUGCCGAUAAACUUCGUGCCGCCGAACGUAUUGCCAAGGAGAAACGCUUGCGUUUGUGGCAAGACUAUAAAUCCAAUGCCCCAACAUUCAACACCAAGGAAAAAGAUUUCACCGGUGUUGUCGUUGAAGUAUUCAAUGGUGAUGCCAUCAAUGUCAAGUUGCCAAAUGGUCAAAUUAAGAAGGUGUUCUUCUCUUCGAUUCGUCCACCACGUGAUACACGUGCCGUUGUCGGUGCCGAUGGUGAGGAAAUUAAGGCUCCACCACGCCCCAAGAACUUCAGACCUCUCUAUGAAAUUCCCUUCAUGUUUGAUGCCCGUGAAUUCUUGCGCAAGAAGUUGAUCAACAAGAAGGUUCAAUGCGUUUUGGACUACAUUUCACCUGCCCGUGAUAACUUCCCUGAAAAAUACUGCUACACCGUUUUGAUCAGUGGCCAAAAUGUUGCUGAAGCCAUGGUUGCCAAGGGCUUGGCCUCCGUUGUACGUUAUCGUCAAGACGAUGAUCAACGCUCAUCAUGCUACGAUCAAUUGUUUGCUGCCGAAAACCAGGCCAUCAAGGGUCAAAAGGGUAUGCACGGCAAGAAGGAUGCCGCCACCAUGCGCGUUAACGAUCUUACUGUUGACCAUUCCCGCAUUAAGAUUCAAUAUUUGCCUUCGUGGCAACGUGCCCUUAGGACAGAGGGUAUUGUUGAAUUUGUUGCCAGCGGUUCCCGCAUUCGUCUGUACAUCCCCAAGGACAGUUGUUUGGUCACAUUCUUGUUGGCUGGUAUCUCCUGCCCCCGUUCCUCACGUCCAGCUUUGAAUGGUGUUCCCGCCCAAGAGGGUGAACCCUUCGGUGAUGAAGCUUUGGCAUUUACCCGCGAUCGUAUUUUGCAACGUGACGUUUCUGUGCACAUCGAUACCACCGACAAGAACGGUACUUCCGUUAUUGGCUGGCUUUGGACCGACAACAACACCAACUUGUCCGUGGCUUUGGUUGAAGAAGGUUUGGCUGAAGUUCACUUCAGUGCUGAGAAAUCUGAAUACUACCGCCAAUUGAAGAGUGCCGAGGACCGUGCCAAGGCUGCCAAGAAGAACAUCUGGGCUAACUAUGUUGAACAAGUUGUAGAAGAGACUCCCGUCGUUGAAGAGAAGGAAGAAAAGGGACCCGUCGAACGUAAAGUCAACUUGGAAGACGUCAUUGUAACUGAAAUCACCGAAACCCCGACAUUCUAUGCUCAAUCCUGUGCCAGCGGUUCUAAAUUGGAUGCAUUGAUGGCCAAAUUGCAUUCUGAUUUCCAAUCGAAUCCCCCAAUUGCCGGUGCCUACACACCCAAACGUGGUGAUUUGUGUGCCGCCCAAUUCUCUGCCGACAAUCAAUGGUAUCGUGCCAAGGUCGAGCGUGUCCAAGACAACAAGGCCCAUGUUUUGUACAUUGAUUACGGCAACAAAGAGGUUGUUCCCUUCACCCGUUUGGCAUCUUUACCAUCUGGAUUCUCCAGCGAAAAACCAUUUGCUACCGAAUACGCUCUAGCUUUGGUUCAACUGCCUCAGGACAACGAAGACAAAGAGGAAGCAUUGCGUGCCUUCGCCGAAGAUGUACUGAAUCGUAAAGUACAGAUCAACAUUGAAUUGAAACCAUCUUCCGGUCCUGCCCUUGCUACCAUCCACGAUCCCACUACCAACAUUGAUAUUGGUAAACAAUUGGUAUCCGACGGUUUGGUAAUGGUGGAAAAACGUGGCGAACGCAAGUUGCGCGAAUUGAUUGACCAAUACAAAGCUGCCCAACAAGCUGCCUUGAAUGCUCAUUUGGCCAUCUGGAAAUACGGUGACAUUACUCAGGAUGAUGCGCCCGAAUUCAGCCGCUAAACACGCACCCGCCGCCCAGCCCGACGCUCUAAUGCUCUGGUGCGCAUUUAGCAAAAGUUGAAUGUUUGUCUGCCACAUACCCGCCCUUUAAAACAACAACAACAACAGUACACGAAAAACAAUAUAAAUCUUCAGUUAUAUUCAAAUUCAAAACAUCCCGUUCAACUCAGACGAAGCAAAAUCUUAAAGAAUAUAAAUAAAUAAUGGUAGAGGUCUAUAAAACAACAACAACAGCAACAAUAAUAAUAUUAUUACGGCAAGCUAAUAUAUUUAAUCGUGUUUAAAUAAAAUAAAUAACAAGCUUCCAAUACAUUAAGAAAAAUCUAACAACAACAACAAACAUGAACACCAACAAGAAAGUAAACUCAGCAAUCAAUCAACAACAAAAAGAAAACAACAACAUUUAAACGAUAAAUUCCUUUUUUUAUACAUAAAAAAUAUUAAACAAAGAAAAACAUAUUCUAAUGGUAGAUCUAUUACAAGGAACUAAACAAUUUUUCAAAUUAAAAAAAAAACAACAACAACAAAAUAUAUUAAUAAUAUAUACCGCUUUUCUCAAGUUAACUAUUAUUAAAAUAUAAAGAAAAAGAAAAAAACAAACAAAAAAUAAAAAACAGAACGACUUAAUUUUUCUGCUUCAAUUUUACUUUUGAGCCUUUUGUGAAAUACUUGUUAUGUAUUUUUCAUUCACUGCACUAUUCCCCAAAACAAACAAAGAAAAAACAAAACAACAUAAAAAUCACUGUUUUUUAUAUAUCGCCUUGCGUUUCUUCAUUUAUUUUUUCUAUUUUUUAGAGGAUUAUGAUGUUUGAUAAACAUUUUUUUAUUAAGAAGAAUUAUAAAUAUUUCAUAUAUAUUUUGUCAUUUUUUAAAAGAAAAUAAUUAUUUCAAGGAAAAUACACGAUGUAAUUAAAAAUAUUGAAAAAGAUA